UGCAUGCACCAUUGCUAUGAAUGCGUCACUUCCGUAAAGCUUCCGUGACUGAACAGGUGCGAACACAUGAGGAAGUUGACAUUGCCAGUUUCUUGUCGGUUUUCCAAAUCCUCUAGACAAUUCCAUGGCUUCGGCAUGUAUGCAGCUGUGCUCCUGUCUGCUCCGCUUAAAGACAACAAGGAUCGCAUUGCAAUACUCUUCACGAGCUCAGAAAUGCCCUGUAGCUUCCUCCGGUGUUCCGGUGAUGUCGUCUAUCCUCCACAGCGCCCACACCUCAUCUCUGACACGACCGAGUUCAAGACUGAGAUUACAUCGUCGCAGCUAUUCCAGUACCAACACCCACACAAGUCUAACCAAGGACAUUGAAGCACAACCAGAGUUAUCUGCUGGGGAAGUUGUCCCAUACAAGAACCCCCUGUCCCAACAAUUAAGGGAUGGAAUGACCUUGACUGAAGUACAGCAGAUAUCUUUGGACCUGGACGCCGCCCCGCGCCUCUCUCCUCUCGAUGAGAUCAGCGACGAGGAGGCCCUGCGUUUGGAGGUCCCUUCUGCCUUGCCCCCUGCCUCCUUCUCUCUCAGAGACUACGUGGAUGAAUCAGAGACUCUUAGCAAGCUGGUCCAACUCGGUGUGAAUAUCUGGAGGCUGGAGCAGAGGCCGAACGUGGGCUCCAUGCUGCUGAAGCUGGACUUCCACACCGACGUGGCGCCCCGGCUGGUGUUCCUGAAGGAGAUCGGGGUGGAGGAUUUCCGUCUGGGACACAUAGUGUCCCACAACCCCUUCAUCCUCACAGAGAGCUUGGAGAACCUGCGGGCCAGGGUGGCGUUUCUCCGGUCCAAGAAGUUCAGCUCUGAGGAUGUGGCGUCCAUGGUGUCCAGGGCCCCGUACCUGCUAAACUUUAGUGUUCAGAGGCUGGACAACAGACUUGGCUUCUACCAGAAACAGCUAGGCCUCAGCACUCAGAAGACUCGGGACCUUGUCGGGCGUCUUCCCAGACUUCUGUGUGGCAGUUUGGAGCCCGUCAAAGAGAAUCUUAAAGUGUUCCAACUGGAGCUUGGCUUUAGGGAAAAUGAAAUCCAGCACAUCGUCGUGACGAUUCCUAAAGUUCUCACGGCCAACAAGAAGAAACUGACCCAGAUAUUUGAUUACGUCCACAACACCAUGAACGUUCCUCAGUCUCUCAUCGUCAAGUUCCCACAGGUCCUGAAUUCCAAGUACCUUCGUAUCAAGGAGAGACACCUGUUCCUGCAGUACCUGAAGAAGGCCCAGUACGACCCAGCCCUGCCAAACUACAUCUCCCUUGAUCGUCUGGUCUCUCUUCCUGACCAGGACUUCUGUACUGAGUUGGCAUCAGCCACUCUGGAGGACUUUGAGCUGUUUCUGAAGACACUGUAGGAUGGAAGGACAUGUUGGGAGUUCAAUGGGAGGAUCAAUGCUUCCCACUUUACUGUCCAUAAACUGAAACUGUGACAACUAUAUGCUGGAUACUAGUAUUACAAGUAUUCAGAAUAUAGUAGUGUGGUAAAGUACCAGCUAUAUUAGUAUUGACUCUGUGGUAACAAUCUCAAAUGUACAUGUUUUGGACACCUGUGAUAUGAACUGCAAAAAUAAAGAUAUUUAGUAA
This is a messenger RNA of Osmerus eperlanus (European smelt), 1622 nucleotides long. RefSeq names its product cytochrome b-c1 complex subunit 7 (gene uqcrb). NCBI's taxonomy places the organism in Eukaryota, Metazoa, Chordata, Actinopteri, Osmeriformes, Osmeridae. Gene Ontology annotation, cellular component: mitochondrion. Gene Ontology annotation, molecular function: double-stranded DNA binding. Bases 125 to 1393 code for a protein of 422 amino acids. The transcript has 9 exons. The record is from RefSeq and is a predicted model, not a curated record. Gene Ontology annotation, biological process: mitochondrial ribosome assembly; mitochondrial transcription; mitochondrial electron transport, ubiquinol to cytochrome c.